Molecule: messenger RNA, 2205 nt
Organism: Tribolium madens (black flour beetle)
Lineage: Eukaryota; Metazoa; Arthropoda; Insecta; Coleoptera; Tenebrionidae
Product: farnesol dehydrogenase-like
Exons: 4
Coding region: 16-852 (278 amino acids)
Source: RefSeq, a predicted model, not a curated record
CUAAUUUCCUCUCCAAUGGUACAAAACACCGUAAUCUGCACCUCAGGUCGCAUCUCUCCAGUCCAAUACCAACCUCUCCUCAAAAUGGUCGUUUCCAUGGACCGAUGGGUGGGCAAAGUGGCGGUAGUGACAGGUGCAAGUACUGGAAUAGGUGCCGCAAUUGCCAAACAACUCGUCUCCAACGGCCUCAUUGUCGUUGGCAUCGCUCGAAGACUUGAACUCAUCCAACAGCUCGCGCAAGAACUCGCCGACCGGAAAGGUAAACUCCACGCGUACAAAGGCGACGUUUCGAAAGAAGAUGACAUCGUCAAGGCUUUCAAAUGGAUUGAGGAGAAUUUGGGGCCUGUGCAUAUUUUAAUUAACAAUGCGGGAGUCGCUAAGGAAACCACCCUAAUUGAGGGGGAUGCCGAGGCUUGGAGGAGUGUCCUUGAGGUGAAUGUUUUGGGUUUGUGUGUUGCCACACGGGAGGCGAUUAGAAGCAUGAAGAGGCAUGAUGUCAAAGGGCAUAUCGUGCAUAUUAAUAGUCUCUGUGGGCAUAGAGUGCCGAAUUUUCCAGGCAUGAAUAUUUAUCCGGCSUCGAAACAUGCCGUCACGGCGCUGACGGAGACCUUGAGGCAGGAACUGAACUUUAUUGGGGCCAAAAUUAAAGUCACGAGUGUUAGCCCUGGACUGGUAACCACCGAAAUGACAACUCUCAACAAAAAUCUCGACCCAGAAAAGAAAGCAAUUGUUGAAAAAUUCCCAGCUUUGGAAACCGAAGACAUCGCAGAUGGAGUUAUCUAUGUUUUGAGCACUCCUGAACACGUCCAGGUGCACGAAUUGACCAUUAAACCAGUCGGGGAAAUGUACUAAAAUUGGUAAAAAAAACAACAAAAUUUCAAAAAAAAAUUUAUUCAACGUUAUCAAGCAUUUCAGUUAGUGGCACUUUGUCGAAAAAUUUCCCGGCUAGAUUUACAAUAAUUUCAGUGAAAAAACUCUCAUAACCACUUCUCACAUCAUCGAAAAUUGCCCUCCAGUUGUCAUUAAGGACUUUAUUCAUCAUAUCGGAAAAUUCAGAAGUUCUAUUUUCCCGAUUUUGGAAAUUCAUGUAAAGUAGAUCAGUUUUGGGGAGAGUCACUUUCCCAUCCACUAUUUUCAAAUGCGUAAACCCUUUUUUUGGGUACUUUUCCAGCGAAAGAAAAACCACACCUGUCACAUUUUCUGGACAAAAAAUUUUCAUUUAACUUCAAAAAACUCUCUUACUUAACAAAAGGGUGGCAUCGCCUUUACCAUGGACCGGAAUAAGUAGCAAUUGGCCCUCGAGCUGAUACUGGGCCAAAAUUUUAAACUCCGGCAUGGUAAUCGUGAAAUUCAAAUGACUCCGAUUUGGGCUUAAACUCAAACUAGUUUUUUUAAUAAAUUUUGCAAAAUUCGAAAAUUGCUUACGCUGCAUUUUCCACAAUUCCCGUCGUAAAACCGUAAAGUUUGGCAUUUUGAAAAUUCUCCUGGACCCCCACAGGCCCCGACCCUGCCCCUAUUGAAAACCGUUCAACCAGUAAUGGGUCCAGUGAUGGUAGCCCAACCAUUGGAUGGUCAAGCUGGACAAGAGCCGUUUGGAUCGCUUCAACCAAACACUGGUCCAAAUCCGGACUUUUAUAAUCACAUUUUUUGAAACUCGAAGCUGGAAAACAAUCAAUUUUUUGUUUUAUUCAUUUAAACACUUACGUAGUUUUGCACAAAAUGUGGUAAUCAUGAAAUGAAAUAUUAGUGUGGUGUAUGAAAGCUUCAUCUUGGUGAUAAAUACUGAUUAUGAAGCAGUUCGGUGAAAUAUUUAUGCUGUAUUUUCAUUUACGUCGUUUGUGACAAUUAUUAUUAUUAUUUAAACAUUUGCAUGAAGUGCUAAGUACUUAAUUGGAGACAAACCUAAUUUAUUAUAAUGUUUGAUGUUGUUUACGAGAGUUUAGACUCGAGGUUAGAAAAACAUUAUGACAAUUUGUCUAAACUGUUUUGUGGAAUUGUGUAUCAAAAAAGGAUUUUUUCUUUUUCAUUAUUUUGCGUUCUGCUUAUUGUUUCAAACUCAGUUUUUAUAAGGUAAUGUCAAAUUUGUAGCAGAGUAAUGAGGAAAAUAAAUAAUUAUUUAAAAAAUAGCUGUUUUUAAUUAAAGUGUUUUGACAAAUAUCUUGUAUUUUUUUAUUAAAAAAUAAAAUAAAGUGAUUAUUAAUUACA